This is a messenger RNA of Leopardus geoffroyi (Geoffroy's cat), 1379 nucleotides long. RefSeq names its product zinc finger protein with KRAB and SCAN domains 8-like. The transcript has 3 exons. Bases 1 to 810 code for a protein of 269 amino acids. Lineage: Eukaryota; Metazoa; Chordata; Mammalia; Carnivora; Felidae. The record is from RefSeq and is a predicted model, not a curated record.
AUGGACCCACACCAGCAGGUUGCCAGCUUACGGAAUGGGAGUACAUUACAGGUUUCUGGGCGCGAGAAAACCUCUCAGUAUGUGAACCAGGUUCAAAGGCGGGAGGACAGGCCCACGGAAGGGAGACGGUAUACCUGUAGUGAAUGCGGGAAGAAGUUUGCCCAGAGCUCAGGCCUCGUUCGACAUCGGAGAAUCCACACUGGUGAGAAGCCCUACGAGUGUGGUCACUGCGGAAAAGCCUUCAGCGUGCGCUCCACUCUCACUGUGCAUGAGAGAAUCCACACUGGCGAGAAGCCCUAUACCUGUAAUGAGUGUAGGAAAGGCUUCAGCGUGAGGGCACACCUGAUCAUACAUCAGAGAAUCCACAAUGGGGAGAAACCGUAUGAAUGUAAUGAGUGUGGCAAAGCAUUUAGUGUGAGCUCAGACCUUAUCAAACAUCAGAGAAUCCACUCUGGUGAAAAGCCCUAUGAGUGUGACGAGUGUGGGAAAGCCUUCAGCGUGAGCUCCGCCCUCAUCAAACAUCAGAGAAUCCACACAGGAGAGAAGCCGUAUGAGUGCAAGGAGUGUGGGAAGGCCUUCUAUGUGAACUCCGCCCUAGUUAACCACCAGAGGAUUCACUCUGGAGAAAAGCCGUACGCGUGUGGAGAAUGCAGGAAAGCCUUCAGCCAGAUCUCAACCCUAAUUCAUCACCAGAGAAUCCACACUGGAGAGAAACCGUAUGAGUGUGAUGCGUGUGGGAAAGCUUUCCGUGGGAGUUCUAAUCUUACUAAGCACCAGAAAAUACACGCCAAAGGAAAGUGUCAUCAUUGAUUUAUGUGGCGAAGAUAUUCCAAAGGCCUUUUUUUUUUGUAUCAGGAGUUAACACUAAGAGAAGGGCAUGGAAGAAGUUGAUGUUUUAAUUGAUGCUUGUCCUUUAGAAUAUUGAAGAAGUGAGAAGUUCGUGAAAAGUGCUCCAAAAUGACUAGUUAAAGCUCUGAAAUCACGUCGACUUCUGAGAAUGCGCUUUCACAACUCACAAGGAUGGAGGUUUGCAGACAGACUCUUCUGGGUGGAGAAUACUCUUCUGAGAUCAGCACUGAAGUGAUGCCAUACCCCACCCCAAACCAGCGCAACUGAAUCCUAAGCAGUAAGUGGUUCAAGCCCAGCUCUACAAACAAGGACGUGGGACCUGUGAGCCUUGCAGAUCAGCUCCUGACCGUCCAGCCGAAUUGUGAUCCUUGGGAACACAGUCUUGUGCAAAAGAACAAAGCCUCAAAAUGUGAAUCCUGGUGGGGUUUUGAAGCACUGAGUAGAUCGCAUCCGCCUGGGAGCUGUAUUUCUGGCAAGAAAAGUGGUGUCUGGGGGUAGAAUAAAUUUAACACCAAAAGGUUAUUUACAAA